Chaetura pelagica (chimney swift) is the source of this 1236-nucleotide messenger RNA. Its product is annotated as organic solute transporter subunit alpha-like. The record is from RefSeq and is a predicted model, not a curated record. Lineage: Eukaryota; Metazoa; Chordata; Aves; Apodiformes; Apodidae. The transcript has 9 exons. Gene Ontology annotation, biological process: bile acid and bile salt transport. Gene Ontology annotation, molecular function: transporter activity. Bases 1 to 1236 code for a protein of 411 amino acids. Gene Ontology annotation, cellular component: plasma membrane; endoplasmic reticulum membrane.
AUGGUCCGGGGGUGCCGGGUCCGGGGUGCCUCCCUGCCAGCGGCAUCGCCCCGCACGGAACGGGAGCGCCGGCCCUCGGAGGCACCGAGUGCCUUAUUCCCAUGGGGAAGAUCACACGCCUGGCUCCGCACCAUCGAGGAAGGGGGGCUGGACCCCCCGCCCCGGAGCUCUCGCUCAGGCCUGUGCAGCCGGUGCCCUGCCCGGCCCCCACCCCAGGGGCACCGCAGAGGUGCCCGCCCUGCGGGCCGAGCAGGGAGCGAGGAGAGCCCGGCUCCAUCCCGUGGGAAAGCCAGCUCAGGCCUUGACCUACCUGGGAGAUUUCUCUUUGCAAUCUUGACUCUGAUGACACUAAUUGCUGACCUGGUGUUUAUAGAGGAAGCAGUCUACAUCUACAGAAAAAUCCCCACCUCCAAAAGAUCGAUCAUAAUUUGGGUUAAUGCUGCAGCUCCAGUGAUUGCUACCACUUCAUGCAUUGGCAUGUGGAUUCCUCGCUCAACGAUGUUCACGGAUUUUGCAGCAGCCAUAUUUUUUGCCAUAGUUAUCCACAAGUUCCUGCUGAUGAUGAUUAAAGAGUGUGGAGGUCAAAAGCUGCUCCUCCAGCGGUUUGAAAACGGUCGCUUGAAGAUCAGCACCGGUCCCUGCUGCUGCUGCUGCCUUUGCCUCCCUCGCGUGCGCAUCACUAGGCAAACUCUCUUUAUGCUGAAGCUGGGCACCUUUCAGUUUGCUUUCCUUCGACCUGUGUUCAUGUUUUUAGCAAUAGUGCUUUGGACUAAUGGCAAUUACAUCCUUUACAAUUUGUCUCCCCAAAGAGCUGCAAUAUGGAUUAACAGCUUUGUUGGUGUCCUCACCAUUAUUGCUCUGUGGCCAGUUGCAAUCAUGUUUCAACAAGUUAGGACUGUCCUUACCUCUAAGAAGAUCAUCCCAAAGUUUGCUCUUUAUCAGUUUAUCGUCAUUCUGAACCACUUACAGACAGCUAUUAUCAACAUCUUGGCCAUGCAAAGAGUCAUUCCCUGCGCUCCACCACUCUCCUCUUCAGCAAGAGGAGCAUAUAUAAUCCAGCAGCUCCUCAUCAUGGAAAUGUUUCUGAUAACCCUGCUCUCAAGGGUGGUCUAUCGGAGAAGAUAUGAUGACCUGGAGCCUCCAGCGUGUAGCGCUGAAGAAGCUGUGGACAGCAAGGAGGCUCCUAAGAUUAUCCUGAAUGGUACAGUUAGGGAAGAUGGAUUGCCAAGGGUUUAG